This is a messenger RNA of Boeremia exigua, 1053 nucleotides long. Its product is annotated as endo-1,4-beta-xylanase-like protein. Gene Ontology annotation, molecular function: hydrolase activity, hydrolyzing O-glycosyl compounds. The transcript has 3 exons. Gene Ontology annotation, biological process: carbohydrate metabolic process. NCBI's taxonomy places the organism in Eukaryota, Fungi, Ascomycota, Dothideomycetes, Pleosporales, Didymellaceae. The coding region runs from base 1 to 1053 and encodes 350 amino acids. The record is from RefSeq and is a predicted model, not a curated record.
AUGCACUUCUCCAGCAUUGUCGCAUCUCUGGCACUGACCACAUCGGUCUUGGCUGUACCGUUCCCUAAGGAAACCAGUCUAUACAAGGCAUUCCGUGACCGAGGCCGCGACUUCAUCGGCACAGCUCUGACCAUCCGCAAUGAGCCUGCUGAGCCCAAGAUUAUUGAUCAAGACUUUAACUCAGUCACUCCGGAGAAUGCCAUGAAAUGGGAGUCUACUGAGCCAUCUCGGAACAACUUCACGUUCGCUGGCGGCGAUGCGGUCGUUGCUUUCGCGAAGCAGUACGACCAGCAAAUCCACUGCCACACCCUGGUCUGGCACAGCCAAUUGCCCACGUGGGUCUCUGGCGGCGGCUUCGACAACAAGACGCUGAUCUCUAUCAUGGAGAACCACAUCAAGAACGUCGCCGGUCGCUGGAAAGGUGCAUGCACUCGCUGGGACGUUGUCAACGAGGCCUUGAACGAGGACGGCACCUACAGGAAAAGCGUGUUCCUCGACACCAUCGGCGAGGCGUACAUACCCAUUGCGUUCCGCCUCGCGGCCAAGUACGCCAAGGGCUCGAAGCUGUACUACAACGACUACAAUCUUGAGUACAACGGCGCCAAGACAGAGGGUGCUAAGAGGAUCGUUAAGCUUGUCAAGUCCUACGGCGUGAAGAUUGACGGUGUCGGUUACCAGGCCCACCUUGCCAGCGAGCCCACGGCAACAGCUCCCGGCGCUGUUCCCGACCAAGCCACCCUUGAGGCAGCUCUGAAGGCGACAUCUAACGAGGGCGUCGACGUAGUCUAUACUGAGAUCGACGUGCGCAUGAAUACUCCCGCCACACCUGAGAAGCUGGCGGUCCAGGCGGCGGCGUUCGAGCGCAUCGCAAAGUCCUGCAUUGCCGUGAAGCGCUGUGUCGGCAUGACCGUGUGGGGUAUCUCAGACAAGUACUCGUGGAUUCCGGGCGUCUUCGCUACAGAGGGCGCGGCGCUUCUGUGGGACGACAACUAUCAGAAGAAGCCUGCCUACGACGGGUUCCUGGCGGGUAUCAAGAAAGGCAAGAAGAAUUAG